GUGGGAGCGCUGUGGUAGCCCCGUGGACUCAUGGGAAAUGUAGUGCGAUUGUCUGCAACAUGGCGGCUCCCAGUAUUACUAUGAACAUCAAUCAUAAAGGUGGCUUAAAACUCAAUAAAAUCGAGAAGAAGUUCUUAAGGAAACAGAGUAAAGCCAGGCAUGUGUUGCUGAAACAUGAAGGCAUCCAGGCAGUGUCUUAUCCCACCCAGAGCCUGGUUGUUGCCAAUGGUGGUCUUGGUAAUGGUGUGAGUAGGAAGCAACUGCUUUUGGCUUUAGAGAAAUGUGGACCCAUGGAAGCUCUCCUGAUGCCACCUAAUAAGCCUUAUGCAUUUGCAAUAUACAAAACUAUUGAAGAAUCCAAGAAAGCCUAUGCUAUCCUCAAUGGAAAAGAAAUCAUUGAUGAUUUGGGGCAGAAGAUCAUUCUGUACUUGAAUUUUGUGGAAAAAGCACAAUGGAAAAGAAUGAGGCUUCAAGCCUUACCUCCAGGCCUCUUGGUGGUAGAAGAAAUUAUUUCUUCUGAGGAUGAGAAAAUGCUUCUGGAAAGUGUUAAUUGGACAGGAAACACAGGUGAUCAGAAUUUUCAGAAGUCCUUAAAACACAGAAGAGUUAAACAUUUUGGUUAUGAAUUCCACUAUGAGAACAAUACUGUAGAUAAAGAUAAGCCCUUACCUGGGGGUAAUCUUCCUGAUAUUUGCAAUAGCAUUUUAGAGAAAUGGUUGAAAGAAGGUUACAAACAUAAACCGGAUCAGUUGACCAUAACAUAUGAGCCUGGACAUGUAGGAAUUCCUGCCCAUAUUGACACACAUUCUGCAUUUGAGGAUGAGAUCAUUUCUCUCAGUUGGGGCAGAGAAAUUGUUAUGGAUUUUAAACACCAGGUGUCACAGUACAUUAUGUUGCCUCGUCGGAGCUUGAGAGUUCUACAUCUUGAUCUGCAGUAUAUUCAAACACAUGGAAUUACACCCAGAAAAUUUGAUACUGUCCAAGCAUCUGAGCAGUUCAAAGGUGGAAUAAUCACCAGUGACAUUGGAGACUUGACUUUAAGCACGGGAAUUCGAACAUCAUUUACGUUCAGGAAAGUAAGGCGUAUGCCCUGCAAUUGUAGUUACUCCUCGGUCUGUGACAGACAGAGGAAGGCCACACCUCCCUCCCUUCCAGAGAGUAGUAAAGAAGCAUGGCAGCUGGAGCGAGAGCAUGUUCAUCAUGUAUAUGAUUUGAUUGCAAGACACUUCAGCAGCACAAGGCACAGCCCAUGGCCACGCAUCGUGGAAUUCCUGAAAGCUUUGCCAAGUGGUUCUAUAGUGGCAGAUAUUGGAUGUGGAAAUGGAAAGUACCUUGGCGUCAACAAGGAGUUAUAUAUGAUUGGUUGUGAUCGUAGCCAGAACCUUGUGGACAUUUGUAGAGAGAGGCAGUUUCAGGCCUUAGUCUGUGAUGCACUGUCAGUUCCAUUCCGAAGUGAGUCUUUCGAUGCUUGCAUCUCCAUUGCUGUCAUUCACCAUUUUUCAACUGCUGUGAAACGUAGAGUGGCAGCUCUCCAAGAACUUGCCCGUCUCUUGAGACCUGGUGGGCAGGCCCUUAUAUAUGUCUGGGCAAUGGAACAAGAGUAUAAAAACCAGAAGUCCAAGUACCUUAAAAGGAGCAAAACUAGCCAAGAAGAUAAAGAGGAGAUAAACAGUGCCACAACCACUGCAGGACUACUCGUAAAUCAGACGCCUGACGGAGGCAGUGAAGACCAAGCAUCAUCUGCCACCACUAAUAACAUCCAAGAGGGAGAAUGUACGCCAAGAAAAGUUCCUAGUUCUGAGCUUCCUGUUCAUACAAACAGGACUUCCUUUCACUCCCAAGAUGUGCUGGUUCCUUGGCACUUCAAGGGAAACCCUAGUAAAGACAAAGAUGUUGAGCAUUUGGGUAGCAGGAUCCCCUGACCCAAGUCCGUGUUUCAUCGUUAUUACCAUGUUUUCUGUGAUGGAGAAUUGGAGGCUUCCUGCCAGGCUGUGGGUGAUGUUAGCAUUCUGCAGAGCUACUAUGAUCAGGGGAAUUGGUGUGUUGUUCUUCAAAAGGUCUGAUCAUUUAUCUGAACAUAUCAGGUGUAAAAGGAAAAAACUGCCUAUCUGUUUUUGAGAAGGAGGGUAAAUUAUCCCUUUAAUUAGUGAGGCAACUUGGGGGACAUUACCAAAGGAGAGCUAAGAGCAGAGAUUACUUAGGUAACAUUCUGUCUGCUACUAUUGACUGACUUCAUUAACGUAGGUUCCUCUUACAUGCCUUCUAAGUAUGGUGUUUAAAAGUGAUUGGCUUUAACUUGUGAAAGGCCUGUGAUCUUUGUAUAAGUGUGCAGCAUUUUGAAGAUAAGCUUUGUUAUAAAGUGUUUAUAUAUA
This is a messenger RNA of Peromyscus leucopus (white-footed mouse), 2372 nucleotides long. RefSeq names its product alkB homolog 8, tRNA methyltransferase (gene Alkbh8). The record is from RefSeq and is a predicted model, not a curated record. Gene Ontology annotation, biological process: tRNA wobble uridine modification. Gene Ontology annotation, molecular function: tRNA binding; S-adenosylmethionine-dependent methyltransferase activity; 2-oxoglutarate-dependent dioxygenase activity. NCBI's taxonomy places the organism in Eukaryota, Metazoa, Chordata, Mammalia, Rodentia, Cricetidae. Gene Ontology annotation, cellular component: cytoplasm; nucleus.